Diospyros lotus (date-plum) is the source of this 1990-nucleotide messenger RNA. Its product is annotated as glutathione synthetase, chloroplastic. Lineage: Eukaryota; Viridiplantae; Streptophyta; Magnoliopsida; Ericales; Ebenaceae. The record is from RefSeq and is a predicted model, not a curated record. Gene Ontology annotation, biological process: glutathione biosynthetic process. Gene Ontology annotation, molecular function: glutathione binding; glutathione synthase activity; ATP binding. Gene Ontology annotation, cellular component: cytosol. The transcript has 12 exons. The coding region runs from base 88 to 1758 and encodes 556 amino acids.
UUGAUACUGUCGAAGAUCUUACGAUUCACACACGCAUGAACCUUGACAUUUUCAAGUAGUUCACUUUAUCUACGAAAAUAGUGUCAAAUGGGCGCUGGUCAUUCAUCUUCUUCUCUCUCCCUCUCUUUGUCCAAUAGCUUCUCCUUCUGCCUUGCCAACGCCACCACUCUUUCUCCUCGCCAAUCAGAGUUGGGUUCCACCCUCAACCCCACCUCCAAAAUCGUUCGUACCCGUUAUCAAAAACCUACCAUGUCACAGUCUUCUUCUUCAGCAAUUCUGCCUGCGAAGUGUGGCAAAGUUGAAGAAAUCACAACCCCAGAGGAAAACCCUUCAAAACCCAUGUCUGAUCUUCACAGAAUCGACCCGGAAUUGCUUCAGAGAUUGGAGUAUGAUGCUCUGGUUUGGAGUUCGCUUCACGGGCUUGUUGUUGGAGACAAAAAUGUAAAGAGAUCAGGAAGAGUGCCUGGGGUGGGGAUGGUUCAUGCCCCAUUUGCUCUGCUGCCCAUGGCGUUCCCAGAAGGUCACUGGAAACAAGCAUGUGAGUUGGCCCCUAUUUUCAAUGAACUUGUUGAUCGAGUGAGUUUGGAUGGUGAUUUUUUGCAGCUCUCUCUCUCCAGAACAAAGAAAGUGGAUCCUUUCACCUCCAGACUAUUGGAUAUUCAUUCCAAGAUGCUAGAAAUUAACAAGAAAGAGGAAAUACGCUUGGGUUUAUAUCGCUCUGAUUAUAUGCUUGAUGAAAAAACUAAAUUGCUACUUCAGAUAGAGCUCAACACGAUUUCAUCUUCAUUUCCUGGCCUUGGUUGUCUUGUCAGCAAGCUUCACAGGAGCUUACUGAAUCAAUACGGUAAACAACUUGGGUUAGAUAGCAGAAGGAUUCCUGAGAAUUCAGCUGUGAGUCAGUUUGCAGAUGCAUUGGCUAAAGCAUGGACUGAAUUUAAUAAUCCAAGGGCUGUAGUUAUGAUUGUAGUCCAAACUGAAGAGCGCAAUAUGUACGACCAACAUUGGCUUUCUACUGUACUUGGGGAAAGGCACAAUGUUACAACCAUCCGAAAAACUUUGGCAGAAAUUGAUAAGCAAGGGGAACGUCUACCAGAUGGAACCCUUCUUGUUGGAGGUCAAGCAAUUGCAGUCAUCUAUUUCAGAGCAGGGUAUGCACCGACUGAUUAUCCAUCAGAAUCUGAAUGGAGGGCUAGGCUACUCAUGGAGCAUUCUUCUGCUAUCAAGUGCCCUUCAAUUUCUCAUCAUUUAGCAGGCACCAAGAAGAUACAGCAGGAGCUUGCAAAACCCAAUGUUCUUGAGAGGUUUCUUGAGAACAAAGGUGAUAUUGCCAAACUGCGAAAAUGCUUUGCGGGAUUGUGGAGUCUGGAUAACUCAAAUAUUGUGAAGGAUGCAAUUGAAAAACCUGAUUUUUUUGUUAUGAAACCACAAAGAGAAGGCGGAGGCAAUAAUAUCUAUGGAGAUGAUGUGAGGAAAAGUUUACUAAGAUUGCAAGAGGAAAAUACUGAAGAGCAUGCUGCCUACAUACUCAUGCAAAGGAUUUUCCCAAUUAUUGCACCCACAUUCUUGAUGCGGGAUGGUAUUUGUUAUAAAGAUCAUGCGGUCUCAGAACUCGGGAUUUAUAGUGCUUAUCUAAGAAACAAAGAUAGAGUAAUUGUGAAUGAGCAAUGCGGUUACUUAAUGCGAACAAAGGUUUCUUCAUCAAAUGAGGGAGGCGUAGCUGCUGGAUUUGCAGUUUUGGACAGCGUAUAUUUGGCUUGACAGAUGAUUUUCUUCUCUCUUUUCUUUGCUUCAUUCAUCAUUUUCCUCAUCUUUCCCGGAAAGUGAGGGAUGCAUUAAAUAUGGGGAUUCCAUGUUUGGCCCAUUUUUCGCUGGCAUUUACUCGAUUCUGUAUGGAAACAGCAGAAUGUUUGGCAGUCUCUUUGAUGGUGUUAUCUUGUAAUGAAUUUAAAAAUUAUCUAGCAUUCGGGCAGUUCUCUUUAUGAACACCUCA